Cynocephalus volans (Philippine flying lemur) is the source of this 4158-nucleotide messenger RNA. It is a transcript of the gene CCNB3, whose product is annotated as cyclin B3. Gene Ontology annotation, molecular function: cyclin-dependent protein serine/threonine kinase regulator activity. Gene Ontology annotation, cellular component: cyclin-dependent protein kinase holoenzyme complex; nucleus; cytoplasm. Gene Ontology annotation, biological process: regulation of cyclin-dependent protein serine/threonine kinase activity; mitotic cell cycle phase transition. NCBI's taxonomy places the organism in Eukaryota, Metazoa, Chordata, Mammalia, Dermoptera, Cynocephalidae. The transcript has 12 exons. The coding region runs from base 97 to 4023 and encodes 1308 amino acids. The record is from RefSeq and is a predicted model, not a curated record.
GCGAUUAUUCCGAAGCGGUUGCUCUGAGGCGGUUACAGUGAGGCGGUUACAGUGAGGCGCUCUACCUUGAACAAGACACUGCUGAAUCUGUAAGAGAUGCCACCACCACUACCACCCCAAAGCUCCAAACCUGAGACUAAGAAAUCUCAGUCCAGCAAAAUUGUGCCCAGUGACCAUGACCAAUCUGAAAAGAGGAGAGAGAAUUACCAGGCAAAGCUAUCUCCAUCUUCACCUAAGGGAGGACUCAAAAAAAGAUCAGCUUUUGAAGAUCUCACCAAUGCUUCUCAAAGUCAAUCUGCCCAGCCCAAGAAGGAAGCCAAUAAGGGGGUUAUAAAAGAUGUCCCCAAGAAGAUAAACAGGAACACACAUGCUCUUGGGGUGGCCAAGCACAAUGAUAUGAAUAUAAAAAGGUAUAAGCUGGAACCCUCACCGGUAGUAGACUCUACCACUUUGGUACCAAACGUUAUGGAAAAACCACUCAUUCUGGAGAUAUCUUCCAUCUCCAAAACACCCACCACUGAGGAGGCACCUCUCUUCAAAAAGCCAUUAGUUCUAAAAGAGGAACCCACUACUGAGGAGACAACCCUCAUCAAGAAGUCAUUAUCUUUAAAGAAAUACACAAAUAACAGAGAGAUGUCCCUUUCAGAGGGACCACUGUCCUUGCAGGAGGAGACUGACAAUGAUGAUGAGUUUGUUAUAGAGCAAGCGACUUUUAGGAACAAACAUAAAACUGAGGAGGCAGCCAUCACCAAGAGAACAUUAUCCUUAAAGAAGGAGAUGUGCGUAUAUCAGGGGAAGCAGUCCUGCUGGGAGGAGUCAUAUGCCUUGCAGGACAUCAGUGUUGAAGAGGAUUCCUUCUUUAUGGAGCCAAUGAAUUUUAGGAAGAAGCCUAAAACUGGGGAGUCACCCCCCACCAAGAAGAUGUUAUCAGUAAAGAAGUGUACCAGUCAGGGUAAGAGGUCCCACUUCAAGCCACUAGUAUUGCAGAAGACCAUUUCUGGAGAGGAGUCACUCACUAAAGAGCUGUCGUCCUUUAAAAAGGAGCCUACCACUGAUGAGGAGUUUUUCUUCCAGGAGUCAUCUAUGUUGCAACAGAAGCACACCACUCAGGGGGAGGUAGAUCUUUUGAAGAAGCCAUGGGCAUUGCAGGGGAAUAGUGACAGUGAAGAUAACUCUGUUAUGGAGGUAGCUUCCUUUAAAAAGAAACAUACUACCAAGAAGUCAAACCCCAUAAAGAUGUCAUCACCUUUAAAGAAGAAGAAAUGCACCUCACAGGGGAAGAGGUCCCACUUCAAGCCACUAGUAUUGCAGAAGACCAUUUCUGGAGAGGAGUCACUCACUAAUGAGCUGUUGUCCUUUAAGAAGAAGCCUACCACUAAGGAGGAGUCCCUUUUCCAGGAGCCAUCUGCACUGCAAGAACAGAACACCACUCAGGAGGAGGUAUCAACCUUGAAGAAGCCCCUGGCCUUGCAAAAGUCUACUGAGGAGGAGUCACUUUUUAAGCAGGCUUUGGCUUUUAAGAAGCAUACCACUGAGGAGGCAACCCCCACCAAGAAGCCUUUACCUUUGAAGAAGCAGCAGCAUACCAUUCAAGGGACAAUGUCCCACUUGAAGAAGCCACUAGUAUUGCAGAAGACCACCUUUGGAGAGAAGUCACUCAUUAAGGAGUCAUUGUCCUCUAAAGAAGAAAAAGUGUCUUUAGAGAAAAAAAAAUGCGCCACUCAAGUGAUUUCCGUCUGUCAAGAAAUGUUGGACUUGCAGGAUGUGUUUGGCAAAGAUAAAAAUUCUUUCUUUACAGAGCCAGUGUCAUUUAAGAAGAAUCCUACAACUGAGGAGGCAGUUCUCACCAAGACCCAAUUAUCUCUAAAGAAGAAGCAGAUCACUCAGGGGAAGGUGUUCCCCUUAAAGAAGCCAUUGGUCUUGGAGAAGACCAUCUUGGAAGAGGAGUCACUCUCUAAGAAGCUGUUGCCCUUUAAGAAUAAAACUACAACUCAGGAGGAGUUCCUCUUCCAGGAGCCACCUGCACUAAAAGAGAAGCACACUACUCUGCAGGAGUUGUCUCUCUCAAAGAAGCCAUUGGCCUUGCAGGAGAAGACUACCACUAAAGAAGAAUCAUAUAUUAAGGAACCAUUGUCCUUGAAGGAGAAGCCUACCACUGAGGAAGAAUUCCUUUUUCAGGAGCUAUUCUCAUUGCAUGUAACUCCUGCCAACGAAGAAGAGUUCUUCUUCCAGAAGGCUUUGGUCUUGCAAGAGAAGAUUGAUACCAAGGAGGAUUCCUUGAAGAAGCUGUUGGUCUUGCAGGAAAACACCAACGAUGAGGAGUCCCUUAUUAAGCAGCCACUGGCCUUGCAGGAGCACCCCAACAUUGAGAAGGAGGGCCUCUUCAAGGAGCCCUUGGCCAUGCAGGAGAAGCCCAGCAUUGAGAAGGAGGCUGUCCUCAAGGAGCCCAUCACUGACACAGAGGCUAACUUCAAGAAACCUUUGGUCUUGCAGGAGAAGCCCAGCAUUGAGAAAGAGACCAUCUUCAAGGAACUCUUGGCCUUGCAAGAGAAGUCCACAAUUGAGGAGAAGGCCAUCCCGAAGGAGCCCUUGUAUUUUGAGGAGAAGCCCAGCACUGAUAAGGAGACAUUCUUCAGGGAGUACUUGGCCUUGCAAAAGCUUCCCGUGAUGGAGGAGGAAGCCAUGCUGAAGGAUCCGUUGACCUUGCAUGAGAAGCCCAGCAUUGAGAAGGAGACCCUCUUCAAGGAGCACUUGGCUUUGCAAGAGAAGCCCAGAAUUGAGAAGGAGGCUGUCCCCAAGGAGCCCUUGGCCCUGCAGGAGAAGCCUAGCAUUGAAAAGGAAGCCCUCUCCAAGGAGCUGUCAUCAUUGCAGGAGGCAUUCCUUUUUAAGGAGGUAGUAGCCUUGAAUGAGAAACUCACCACUGAGAAGGAGUCGUCCUCCAAAGAGCCAUUGGCCUUGGAAGAGGAUCCCACCUGCAAGGAAGACACCUUUCUCAAAACAUUCUUGAUCCUCCCAGUUGAGACCAGUCCACAUGUGUCCAGCACUGCCCCUGAAUCCAGAAUAGGCAAGUCCAGUGCUGCUACCAUGUCCAGUGUGGGCAAGUCCAGUCCUCCCAGCAAGUCCAGUGCAUGCGAAUCUGGUUCUAACAAAACUGUCUCACUUCAGGGCAAGAGAACACAGGAGGAGCAGAUGACCCCACUGGAAGAUAUUGAAAAGGACCUCAGUGAUCCAUUUUUCAAUUCAACGUAUGUCAAGGAUAUCUUCAGUUACAUGAAGGAAAGAGAGGAAAAGUUCAUACUUAAAAAUUACAUGAACAUGCAGGUUGACAUCAACAGUGACAUGAGGGCCAUUCUUGUGGACUGGUUGGUAGAGGUACAGAUGAGCUUUGAGAUGAGUCAUGAGACCCUGUACUUGGCAGUGAAGCUGGUGGAUCACUACCUAAUGGAGGUAGUAUGCAAGAAAGAUCAGCUACAACUUCUUGGUUCCACUGCCUUUCUGAUUGCAGCAAAAUUUGAGGAACCCUGUGAACCUUGUGUGGAUGACUUCCUGUACAUCUGUGAUGGUACUUAUCAGCGACAUGAGAUGCUCACCCUGGAAAUCGGCAUCCUGAAAACCCUCAAAUUUGACAUCAACAUUCCCACCGCGUACCACUUUCUGUGCAGAUAUGCUAGGUGUGUCCGUGCCAGCAUGAAGACACUGACCUUGUCCCGCUUCAUCUGCGAGAUGACCCUGCAGGAGUACGACUAUAUUCAGGAAAGGGCUUCCAAGCUAGCUGCUGGUUCCUUGCUCCUGGCCCUCUACAUGAAGAAGCUCGGACAUUGGGCCCCUGCCCUGGAGUAUUAUAGUGGCUACAAGACCUCUGAGCUUCACCCCUUGGUCGGGCAGCUGAACAUCCUGCUGACUUUCCAUUCUUGCCGUAGUCUCAAGACUGUGUAUUCCAAGUAUUCUCAGCAGGUCUUCUUUGAAGUCACCAAAAUCCCCCCCUUGGACAUGUUGAAGCCGGAGGAGAUUUUGAACUACUAAUUGUGAGGCUGAGGGCCUGGUACUCAGACAGCAGCCACCAGGGCCAGGCAGGCAUGUUAACAGGCUAUAUUUAUUCCAUGCUUGAAUUUGUCAUUUGAUCACUGUUCUUUACUUUUCCUCUCUGUUUAUAUUUUC